This is a messenger RNA of Cuscuta campestris, 2218 nucleotides long. The record is from the annotation of a GenBank genome assembly. NCBI's taxonomy places the organism in Eukaryota, Viridiplantae, Streptophyta, Magnoliopsida, Solanales, Convolvulaceae.
CUUCAAAGUACUGUAGUUUUUAGCAAUUUAAACUACAAUUAGUCAAAAGUUAUCCAGCACUUUGGAGGGGAGGUAGUACUUUUUUAAAUAAAUGGUGCAAGAGUCAAGAGAAAGAAGUCUAGUGGUACCAACUAAAGGGAAUUACUGUAGUGUUUAUUACGGAGUAUUAAUUAAUCCAUUUGUUGAAUUUGUACUCCCGCUAGAUUUAGAUUCCCGACCAAGGCGGCAGUGCAUCCUCCAAUAAUGGCUUUCACCGCCCUCGUCCUCCUCAUCUCAGCACUCUCCCUUUUCAACCAACCUCCCUUCUCCGCCGCAAGACGCCACAGCUCCGCCGGGCUACUCAGGUCACUGCUCAUUCCGGAGCACCCACAAAACGAUAUCCCCACUACCUACUUUGAAGUCACUAAGCCCAUAAAGAUCCCAAAAACCAAACCUUGCUCAUACCUAGUUCUGGAGCACGAUUUCGGCAGUACCUACGGGAAGCCACCAGUUCUUGCAAACUACACCCGCCCUUCCAAUUGCUCUUCCCAGAACUUCUACAAAAUUGUCCUCGAAUGGGAAGCCACCUCUAAAGGCAGGCAAUUUGACCGGAUUUUUGGGGUCUGGCUCGGCGGGGUUGAGAUCCUCCGCAGUUGCACUGCCGAGCCUAGAGCUUCUGGAAUUGUGUGGACUGUCAACAAGGAUGUUACUAGGUAUUACUCUUUGCUGAUGAGUGAUCACCAGAUUCUUGCUGUUUACAUGGGCAACAUUGUAGAUCAUACUUAUACUGGUGUUUAUCAUGUGAAAAUCAAGAUUCACUUUUACCCAGAAGAAGAUAAAAACCCUCGUUCUUAUUCUGGGUUUGACUCUGUAGCUGAUUUGAUCCUUCCUGUUUCAAGAAAUUUUCCUCUGAACAGCGGGUUGUGGUUUGAGAUUGAGAAUUCAACACACACCGAGUCGAUGCAGUUGGAGAUCCCUCAAAAUGCUUAUAGGGCUGUUUUGGAGGUUUAUGUUUCGUUUCACGAAAACGAUGAGUUUUGGUAUGGUAAUCUGCCUAAUGACUACAUCGCUGCGAAUAACAUUACUGAUCAACCCGGGAAUGGACCAUUUAGAGAGAUUCUUGUCAGACUGGAUGAUAAAGUAGUUGGAGCUGUUUGGCCCUUCACUGUGAUUUAUACCGGAGGUGUAAAUCCUCUCCUGUGGAGACCCAUUACUGGAAUUGGCUCAUUUGACCUCCCUACAUAUGACAUUGAGAUAACUCCCUUGCUAGGGCUGGUAUUAGAUGGGAAGAGUCAUCAGAUUUCAUUCAGUGUCACUCAUGCUCUCAACGUUUGGUACAUUGAUGCAAACUUGCAUCUUUGGCUGGACGCCGAUAGUGAGAAAACACAAGGGCAGGUCAUAGAAUACAAAAGCUUGCCAAUUUCUUUGUCCCAUGCAUCAAAUUUCACAGGCUUGAAUGGUUCCUUCAUGACUGUGGGUAAUCGAACCAUAAGGUUGACUGGAUGGGUAAAUUCGUCUCGUGGAGUGGUUCGUACUGAAGCAAUUCAAGACUUCAAGUAUACCAAUGUUAUGAUUAUGGCGAACCAAGGGAAUAUGCAGAUUGUAAACCAGACUAUUCAUUCCAAUGAUGCAGUUCAUUUUAAGACGCAGUCUUCUGCUUUCCCUUCCUUCCAAUCUGCUAAGAAGUUCAAUCUGUUUAUGCAUUCCGAUGACAUAGAUCAAGGAAAUAAAACAUAUUCUACUGUUGCAAAUAUAACAUUGGGAUUCAAGGAGAAGUUGAUUGAAUCUUCUAAUUCCAGAUCUUCCACCAGUUUUCUCAACAACUUACAGAAAGGAAACGGAUCCAUGCUCAUAAAGGACAACUCGGUAGUCGAUGGAUUGGGUAGUACCCAGCAAGCAUACCGUUAUCGUGACAAUUCUUCUUGCUACUUGAGGAAUAUUAGCAGCUCAAACUACACAAUCCUCAAUGACAAAGUGAGCUAUGCUUGUGAGGAAUGAUAUCGUAAUCUUCCUGCUCGAAGGGGCAUUUUGGCAACCUAGUUUCAUGAUACUAAGAUUGCCAAGGUUUCUUUUUUCUGAGUUUAUUCACCAAAUACUAGUUUCACGACUUGUUAUUAAACCGUAUUCCGUACUUUACUAUGCAUGUUCAAAAUGCCUAUGUGUUGACUCAGUAGUUUGGUUCUCCCUAAUUUAGAGCUAUGAAACUAUUCUAUCACAACAAUAACAAAGCUUUCAACUA